Molecule: messenger RNA, 2089 nt
Organism: Daucus carota subsp. sativus
Lineage: Eukaryota; Viridiplantae; Streptophyta; Magnoliopsida; Apiales; Apiaceae
Product: protein NUCLEAR FUSION DEFECTIVE 4
Exons: 3
Coding region: 42-1847 (601 amino acids)
Cellular component (GO): membrane
Source: RefSeq, a predicted model, not a curated record
AUGUCAACAUCAACCGAAAAAUUCCCGAGACUUGUAUAUAAAUGAGGCCACGUACUCAUCUCAACUUUCACCGCAUUCACCACCCUUCCCUCUCUUCAUUCUCCACGUUCCUCCGCCGGAGAGUUAUCCCGACGGCGUUGAAGAUGGCCGGACAAUCAAGAAAAUGGAUGAUCCUGGUGGCGACCAUCUGGAUUCAGGCAUUCACGGGGACCAACUUUGAUUUCUCGGCGUAUUCGUCGGAGUUUAAGUCGGUUUUGGGAGUUUCGCAGGUGCAGCUGAACUAUUUGGCGGUGGCGUCGGAUCUUGGGAAGGCAGUUGGGUGGUCUUCUGGGCUGGCUUUGAUGUAUGUGCCGUUGUGGGUUGUGUUGUUUGUUUCGGCUUUUAUGGGGUUUUUUGGGUAUGGGAUUCAGUGGCUUGUGAUUACUAAUGUCAUCACUCUUCCUUAUUUUGUGGUUUUCAUGCUGUGUUUGUUAGCUGGAUGUAGCAUCUGUUGGUUCAACACUGUGUGUUUUGUUCUCUGCAUCAAGAAUUUCCCAGCUAAUCGACCUUUAGCAAUAUCUCUAACUGUAAGCUUCAAUGGUGUAAGCGCAGCCUUGUACAACCUUGCUGCCAAAUCAUUUGAUUCAUCAUCGAGUGACCUAUACCUUCUUCUCAAUGCAUUUAUACCUCUUUUAACAUCCAUAGCAGCUCUAAUCCCGAUUCUAAGGCAACCCCCGGUGAACCAUCUUCCUACUGAUGCUGUUAAACGUGACCGCCUAAUAUUUCUGCUGCUAAAUUUUCUUGCUGUCAUCACUGGCCUCUAUCUUCUCGUGCUCCAUCCAGGAGAUCCAUCAUCCGCCCGUAUUCUGUUCUGUGGUGCCAUUAUACUUCUGAUUCUUCCUCUAGCUAUCCCUGGUGUUGUGUAUGCUCGUGAUUGGUUUCACCGUACAAUUUACUCCAGCAUUCGUGUUGAUAGCACAAGUUUCAUUCUUGUUGAUCACGAUGAUCUUCAACUUCAUAAAGAGUUCAUGAGUCAGGAGAAUAGUCCAGUUAUUAAUGUAGUAUCGUAUACAGGUAGUGAUGAUGCAUAUCCUAAUCGUAUUAUUGAAGAAGUCACCAAAUCUAGAGAAGGGUUCUUUGUAAGGAUCAUAGAAGGAGAUCGCUUGGUAAUGCUUGGAGAAGAUCACAAGGCAAACAAGCUUAUUCGUAGGAUUGAUUUCUGGCUCUACUACUUUGCUUACUUUUUUGGAGGUACAAUAGGACUAGUGUAUAGCAACAAUUUAGGACAGAUAUCACAGUCACUUGGCCUGAGUUCAACAACCUCGACUCUUAUCACACUAUAUUCCGCUUUCUCCUUCUUUGGCCGCUUGCUGUCAGCAGCUCCAGAUAUCUUGCGGAUGAAAUUUUAUUUUGCCAGGACCGGAUGGCUAGCCCUUGCGCUUUUACCUACACCAGUUGCCUUUUUCUUGCUUGCAGGAACAGGCAGUGAGAUGGCAUUACAGGUAGGCACAGCUCUGAUUGGCUUAAGCUCUGGGUUCAUAUUUGCAGCUGCGGUGUCAAUAACAUCUGAGCUUUUCGGGCCUAACAGUGUGGGUGUCAACCAUAACAUUCUGAUAACUAAUAUACCCAUUGGAUCGCUUUUAUAUGGUCUUCUAUCUGCUCUCGUUUACGAUGCCAAUGCAACUGAGGACAUUCAAAUGCUGCCAGCCAACUCAUUGGUGUGCAUGGGAAGACAAUGCUAUUUCUGGACAUUCGUGUGGUGGGGAUGUGUAUCUGUUUUCGGGCUAGCAUCAAGUGCUCUUUUGUUUGCAAGAACUCGGUCAGUUUACGAUCAAUUUGAAAAGAACAGAAGAUCUUCAGAGCUGUAAUAACACCUGUCUGUCGGAACUUAGUGUUCUUUUAACAAGAUGCUGGAACCUGGUUCAAGGAGCACUCAGUGUAUAGAGUCAACAGUGCUUAUACUAAUGCCACUCCAUGCCUGAGUACUGCGGCUCGAAGCUUACAUAACUGUACUUUCUCACUCACUUUUUGAUUUCCUGAUACAUAUAAUAGCUAUUUCGCCAGAAAUUUUUCGUUCUUGAGUCUGUUAUAUGAGAUGAAUUUUAGUUUC